AAGCACAAGGAAAUAAGUAUCAAAACACAAUUUGUUAAAUCAAUUUAAUAAUUAAAUUGUAAAAUGAAGCAAUUUAUUGUUCUGACUGUUGUAUUAUUGGCCAUUCAGGAGCUUCAGGGCGGUUCAGUUGUAACUGUGGACGAUAAGUGUACGUGUAAGGACACUCUAAAUACAUUGACUAAAGGACAACUAAUCGACAGACUCGUACUGUGCAAUCAACGGAAUGAUAAUCUCGAGAAAAUCAUAGACGGCCUAAAGAAAGAAAAUAAUAUUUUGAGAAAAGAAAAUGAUGGUCUUCGUGCAGAAAAUUGCCAACUUUCCGAAGCUUUGAAACGAGAGAAGGAAGCUAGGCAAAAAGCUGAAAAAGCACUCAAGGAAUGUCAGAAAAAUACGGAAAAUCUUAAAGAAACGAUUGAGCAACUUAAGAAGGAAUUGGCUGAAGCGCAAAAGGCACUUGAAAAGUGCAAAAAAGAAUUGGCUGACUGCAAGAAGGAAAACGCAAAACUUCUUAACAAAAUCGAGGAGUUGAAUUGUACAAUUACUCAGUUACAAGAAAAACUUGAAAGAUGCCGAGGAAGAGAACGGGAUCUACAAUGUCAAUUGGACGAGUGCAAGAAAAAAUUGAAUAUCUGCAAUAAUGAAUUAAUCGCGUGCCGAAAACAACAAGAAGAACUUAGAUGCAAAAUUGAAAGACUUAAUACCGAAAUUGAAAAACUUCGAAAACAAAAUGCUGCAUGCGAAAAGGAUCUAAACACAUUGCGCUGUGAAACCAGUGAAUUCCUUGCUAUUGCUACACAGAGACAGAGUCAGCUCACCUCCAUCAUCCAACGUGCAGAAGGAGAGAGUUCUGCUAUUAAGGCUUCGUAUAUCGGUUUUAGAAACUCGCACGACUUAACUUGUGCUCCUUGUGCAGGUCCGGCCUAAUUUUUCUGUUUGGAUAAAUGUAUAUAAAUACUGAAAGCGGCUUCAAUAAAUUAUAUUUCAUUGUGUGACA
This is a messenger RNA of Bradysia coprophila, 994 nucleotides long. RefSeq names its product puff II/9-2 protein. The record is from RefSeq and is a predicted model, not a curated record. Gene Ontology annotation, biological process: double-strand break repair via homologous recombination. Gene Ontology annotation, molecular function: single-stranded DNA binding. Gene Ontology annotation, cellular component: nucleus; Smc5-Smc6 complex. NCBI's taxonomy places the organism in Eukaryota, Metazoa, Arthropoda, Insecta, Diptera, Sciaridae.